Messenger RNA from Papaver somniferum (opium poppy), 2747 nucleotides. Its product is annotated as zinc finger A20 and AN1 domain-containing stress-associated protein 5-like. The transcript is spliced from 3 exons. Gene Ontology annotation, biological process: protein ubiquitination. Gene Ontology annotation, molecular function: zinc ion binding; DNA binding; ubiquitin-protein transferase activity. Lineage: Eukaryota; Viridiplantae; Streptophyta; Magnoliopsida; Ranunculales; Papaveraceae. The coding region runs from base 2133 to 2627 and encodes 164 amino acids. The record is from RefSeq and is a predicted model, not a curated record.
UGAGGCUUGCUCUGCAGUUAAAAAACAACAUUUCGAAAUGGAAUUGCAGACCCGAUGUUUUCUCAUAUAAUGCCAUUAUAGAUACUCUUUGUAAAGGAGGUUUACUUGAUCAAGCUUUGGUUCUCUUCACUGAAAUGCUUCACGACUCCAAUGUUGUACCCGAUGUGGUUGCUUACACUAUUCUGAUUAACGGGUUUGGCAAUUCGGGCCGGCUGAAGGAAGCAAAGAGCUUCUUUGACGAGAUGGUUAGUAGAGGAAUCUCUGCAAAUCUAACAACUUACAAUUCUAUGAUUCAUGGUCAUUGUGUACGCGCUCAACAGGAGGAAGCAAGAAGAUAUUUUGAUGAAAUGAUGGAUCGUGGGAUUUCACCAGAUACAGUAACUUUUAAUAUCUUAGUAGAUUCACAUUGUAAAGAUGGGAUGACGGAAGAUGCUUGGGGGUUAUUCGAACUAAUGGUGAAGAUAAACAUACAACCGAAUCGGAUUACUUAUAAUUCAUUGAUGGAUGGCCUGUGUUUAGUAGGUCGUUUGCAAGAUGCGGUGAAAGUGUUUGACUCGAUGGUUGAUAAGGGCCUUGAACCGAAUGAGUUUAGUUGGAAUAUAUUAAUUGAUGGGUGCUGCAAGAAUCGUCAGUUGGAUGGAGCUAUGCAGCUAUUUAAGAAAAUGAAACAAAAUGGAUUGAAACCCACAACAAUUACCUACAGUGUACUAUUAAGGGGACUAUACCGAGAUGGAAGAGUUAGGGCUGCAGGGAAUUUGUUUAAUGAGAUGCAAACUUUUGGUUUAUCUCUAAAUGAAGUUACAUAUGCUACAUUGUUGGAUGGACUCUGCAAUAAUGGAAAAAUUGACGAAGCAGUAGAUUUGUUUGGGUCCCUGGAAACUACUGGUAACUUAAUUAACAUUUUCAUGUACAGCAUUCUUAUUCAUGGUUUGUUUCAGGCUGGCAAGCUGGAAGAUGCUAGAAAGCUGUUUGAUAAAAUUCCAAGAAAUCUGGAACUAUUGAGAUCACUUUCUCUCAUGGGUGGAAGCAGCAACAGUUGAGAGGGUAACUGGGUUGUAAGAGCCCGCCACUACCGAAGGCACACCAUGGCUUGUAUUUCCUUGUUAAAAAGUUGUACAGGAGCAAUUAGCCAUCCAACACCAUGGUCUAAGAGCAAGCACUUGGCUUUUUACAAUGCAGAAUACAAGUGUCAUGCAGCAGCAGUGUAUUGGAAUUCUCAAUUACAGUAAGUGUUAGUUACCCAACUUACUUCAUUACGCAUAUAUCUCAAGUGACCAACUAGUGUAACAUAAAGAUGCACCAACUGUUAAUAUCAGUAAGGGUUGAUGGCGGUCUCUCUCUUGCUUAUUUGCUACCAGUUUAUUAGUUGGUAAGUGAUUUUUUGAUAUUCAAGUGCUCCAACUGGGACUUAUUUAUGUCUCCCAGAAUUUCACAAUUUUGUUUUUGCACUUUCAGAAAUCUGAUAUGAAGUGUUUACUGAGCUUUUGACGAUACUUUUUUGCUAGUUCAUUAUAUUAUAGAAACGGGUUUAGUAUAUUAAGUGUUUUGACAAAUGGUAUAUCAUUUUGGUUUAUCAGAGUUCAUGCAAAAAGCAGCAUUCAUCAAAUAUUACAAAUCUGCUUGUUAGAUUCAAGGUAUGUAAAUUUUACCCACUGUUGGCGUAGACUACUCAUGACUUGUGCUGCAGGAUACGGGUUUAUAGUCAGAAGAAGCAGUGGUGAAUAUAUGAUAUCUGUUGCAUGUGAUCUGGGCGUGGCAACAAAUAAAUUUGCAGAGAUAAUAGCAGUAUUAUGUGCAGGUGAAUGGGCAGUCUUGAAUCAGUAUCAUCUGAUUCUAAAGGCUGCUAGUGGUAACUGGGAACCACCCUGGUUUGCAGUUUCAAAAUUGAAUAAAAUUUGUGAGAGUCUGACAGAGAUUGAACUUUACGGAGAGACAAGCCAGCUAAGAAGGGUGGAAGUUUAGCUAGAGGUGAGGUUAAUGUGCACAGUCCUAGGCCUCUGUUAGCAGGCACCAGUUUCUACGAACAGUCCUCUACGCGUUUCAUUUGGGGUCCAAUCCCAUCUAAAACCGACCUAUAAAAUCCCACCAUUUCUCAUCUCCAAAACAAUCAAAAACAUUUCUGAAUCAAAUUCAUGGCUCAAAGAGAUAAAGAAGAAACAGAAAUGAAGGUUUCUGAAUCCUUAUCACUUUGCAUCAACAACUGUGGAUCCUCAGGUAAUCCGGCUACCAAGAACAUGUGUCAAAGUUGUUACAAAGUCUCCACCGGGAUUAUCAAACCAUCACCAGCUCUGACGAGAUCUAGCUUUGUAAGGUUGCCGGAGCGAUCGGAUUAUCAACGGAGAGAUCUAAUUACAGAAGAGAAGAAAGAAAUUGAUGACGAUGAUAAAGUCAAGAAUGAUAAGGAAACAAUUAAGAUUGUUGAGAAGAGGCAGGAGGUGAAUCGGUGUUCAGGUUGCAGGAGGAAAGUAGGAUUGACCGGAUUUAGUUGUCGUUGCGGUGAUAUGUUCUGUUGGGAGCAUAGAUAUUCCGAUCGACAUGAUUGUAGUUUUGAUUAUAAAGCUGCUGGUAGAGAGAGUAUUGCUCGUCAAAAACCUGUUGUUAAAGCUGCUAAGAUUAUUAGACUCUAAAUUCAUUUACAAAAAGAGAAAAAAAAUUGUUGUUGAAGUCGAAAUUUGAUGCAUGAAUAUGUAGAAAUUUUAUAUGAAUGCGAAAAAAAAUAAAAAGAGAAACUGUUUUUGUUUUGUUGA